AUGGCGAUCCAGACGUUUUACCCUAAAUAUAGGCGUUGGGCCGUAUAUACAGAUCUUACUACUAAUGACAGGAAGGACCUUUUUAAAUACUUUUUGGAUUUUUGUAGAUGGGAACCUCAUCAUCACACUCUUGUAGAGAGAAACUUUCAUAGGGGCAAUUAUCGUACAGAAUGGAUUGGAGAGAAAAGCUGGGAGUUAUUGCUGAAGUAUUGGAAUAAAGAUCCACAUUUUAAGAACUGGUCCAAAGCUAACAAGGUGAACAGGGCAUCUAUUGUAGGAGGACAAUUGCACGCACAAGGCUCUGUCAGUACCGCUACCCAUGCUAGAAAUUUGCGAAAUAGAUUGGGUAGAGAUCCUUAUCCGGAAGAGAUCCAUGAUGAAACUCGUUUCAGUCAAAAUCUUUGUUGGUAUGUCGAUGCUCGAGCUAGCAAUACCCAGGUAGCUUAUCGCACGAAUGCAGUAGAGUUUUUGGAGGAGAAUCUUGAGAUUCCAUCAUAUCCAGAAAUUCCCUUCCCCAUUAAACUUCAAUUAUGGGCAAAGGCUGCAGAAAAAGGAAGACCGGAUGGAGGAAAAGGAAGAAAGGGUAGAAUGUACGGUCUUGGGCCGUUAGCCGGCAAUGUGGUACAUGGAGAUUUGUUCAAUGUUCCUCCUCCACUAGAGUUCUCAUCUCGUUAUAGAGAGCUGCCUCUUGAGAUGCAAGCAAUGAUACAACGAAUGAACCAGGAGUUGCAAUCUCAAAAGGAGGCGUUGGCAAAGAAAGAAGAAUCGGAGAAUGAGUUAAGGGAAUUGCUGGCCAUACAGGCAGAGGAAAUGAGAAAACUCAAAAGGAUGGUUACAAAAAGGAUGGGUGGCAUGAAGAGUAGGAAAACAUCGGAAUCAUCGUCGCCAUCGAGUCAAUCAUCACCGUCGGUUCAAGAAGACCGAACACAUGACGACGACAAUGAUGAUGAGGACGAGGACGAGGACGAGGAGAGGGAUGAUGAUCAUAACGAGUAAUUUAUAUUCUUGUUG
Medicago truncatula (barrel medic) is the source of this 1011-nucleotide messenger RNA. RefSeq lists its product as uncharacterized. The transcript is spliced from 5 exons. The record is from RefSeq and is a predicted model, not a curated record. The coding region runs from base 1 to 996 and encodes 331 amino acids. NCBI's taxonomy places the organism in Eukaryota, Viridiplantae, Streptophyta, Magnoliopsida, Fabales, Fabaceae.